Molecule: messenger RNA, 284 nt
Organism: Bombina bombina (fire-bellied toad)
Lineage: Eukaryota; Metazoa; Chordata; Amphibia; Anura; Bombinatoridae
Gene: TAFA1
Product: TAFA chemokine like family member 1
Exons: 3
Biological process (GO): regulation of neuroblast proliferation; neuroblast differentiation
Molecular function (GO): receptor ligand activity
Source: RefSeq, a predicted model, not a curated record
AAGGAGGAACUUGUGAAGUUAUUGCAGCUCACAGAUGCUGUAAUAAGAAUCGAAUUGAAGAAAGAUCACAAACCGUGAAAUGUUCCUGUCUGCCAGGCAAAGUAGCUGGAACAACUAGGAACAGACCCUCUUGUGUUGAUGCUUCCAUAGUUAUUGGAAAAUGGUGGUGUGAGAUGGACCCUUGCCUGGAAGGAGAGGAAUGCAAGACCCUCCCGGAUAAUUCAGGAUGGAUGUGCGCAUCUGGCAAUAAGAUAAAGACUACCAGAAUUAAUCCAAGAGCCUAA